Linum trigynum is the source of this 2301-nucleotide messenger RNA. NCBI's taxonomy places the organism in Eukaryota, Viridiplantae, Streptophyta, Magnoliopsida, Malpighiales, Linaceae. The record is from the annotation of a GenBank genome assembly.
AUGUGGAGGCUGAAGAUAGCGGCGGGAGGCGCGACCGGCGACAAGUACUUGUUCAGCACGAACGAGUUCGUGGGGAGGCAGGUGUGGGAGUACGAGGAGGAGGGCGGGACGGCGGAGGAGAGGGCGGAGGUGGAGGAAGCACGCCGGAGGUUUUACAGGGAUCGGUUUCAGGUGAAGCCCAGCGCCGACUUGCUCUGGCGGAUGCAGUUUCUAAGAGAGAAGAAAUUCAAGCAGACAGUCCCACCGGUGAGAAUUGAAGAAGGGGAAGAAAUCACGUACGAGAAGGCCACAGGCGCAUUGAAGAGAGCAGUAAGCUUCUUUUCAGCGCUGCAGGCAAGCGACGGCCACUGGCCGGCCGAGAACGCCGGCCCGCUCUUCUUCCUGCCGCCGCUGGUCAUGUGCACUUACAUCACCGGCCAUCUCGACUCUGUUUUCUCGGCACCCCAUCGUGUCGAGAUCCUUCGCUACAUCUACUGUCACCAGAAUGAAGACGGCGGGUGGGGCUUGCACAUAGAAGGCCACAGCACCAUGUUCUGCACAGCUCUGAGCUACAUCUGCAUGCGCAUCCUCGGCGAGGGCCCCGACGGCGGCCUCGACAACGCCUGCGCCAGAGCUCGCAACUGGAUCCUCGACCACGGCGGCGUCACUUACAUACCCUCCUGGGGCAAGACCUGGCUCUCUAUUCUCGGAGUGUACGAUUGGUCGGGGAGCAACCCGAUGCCUCCCGAGUUCUGGCUCCUGCCAUCGUUCCUGCCGAUGCACCCUGCCAAGAUGUGGUGCUACUGUCGCAUGGUGUACAUGCCGAUGUCGUAUCUCUACGGGAAGAGAUUCGUGGGGCCGAUCACUCCGCUGGUCGAGGAGCUGAGGGAGGAGCUUCACCUCGAGGCUUAUGACAGGAUCAACUGGAAGAAGACUCGACAUCUCUGUGCUCAGGAGGAUCUCUACUACCCUCAUCCUUUGAUCCAGGAUCUGAUCUGGGAUACGCUUUACUUGUCCAUGGAGCCCCUUUUGACGCGCUGGCCAUUCAACAAGCUGGUCAGGGAUUGGGCGCUUCAGGUCACCAUGAAGCACAUUCACUAUGAAGAUGAAGCCAGUCGCUACAUCACCAUUGGCUGUGUUGAGAAGAUCCUAUGUAUGCUGGCUUGCUGGGUUGAGGACCCAGAUGGCGAUUACUUCAAGAAGCACCUCGCCAGGAUUCCGGAUUACCUAUGGGUAGCAGAAGAUGGAAUGAAAAUGCAGAGUUUCGGGAGCCAGCAGUGGGACACCGGCUUCGCGAUGCAGGCAUUACUGGCCUGCAACAUGAACGAGGAAAUUGGGGACGUGCUGAAGAGAGGGCACGAUUUCAUCAAGAAAUCCCAAGUCAAGGAAAAUCCUCAGGGCGACUUCAAGGCCAUGUACAGGCACAUCUCCAAAGGCUCCUGGACUUUCUCCGAUCAGGAUCAUGGCUGGCAGGUCUCUGAUUGCACCGCUGAAGGCUUGAAAUGCUGCCUCCUCCUCUCAUUGAUGCCACCUGAAAAAGUUGGGGAGGCCAUGGAACCCGCCCGCUUGUUUGACUCGGUCAACGUCCUCCUUUCUCUUCAGAGUAAAAACGGAGGAUUGGCCGCUUGGGAACCGGCGGGAGCGCAGGAUUGGUUAGAGGUUCUGAAUCCGACGGAGUUCUUCGAGGACAUCGUGAUCGAGCACGAGUACGUGGAGUGCACGUCGUCGGCGAUCCAGGCUCUGGUUCUGUUCAAGAAGCUGUACCCCGGCCACAGAGAGGACGAGAUCGAGUGCUUCAUCAGAGGUGCGGUGAGGUACCUGGAAAGCAUUCAGACGUCGGAGGGCGGGUGGUACGGCAACUGGGGAGUCUGCUUCACUUACGGGACGUGGUUUGCGCUGGGAGGGCUGGCGGCCGCCGGCAAGACGUACGGCAACUCCGCCGCCGUGCGGCGUGGGGUUGAGUUCCUGCUCAGGAUACAGAGAGAGGAUGGAGGGUGGGGAGAGAGCUACCUCUCCUGUCCUGAAAAAAGAUAUGUUCCUCUUGAAGGGAAUCGAUCGAAUUUGGUGCAUACAGGUUGGGCUACAAUGGGUCUCAUUUAUGCUGGCCAGAUGGAUAGGGAUGCUACACCAUUGCAUCGUGCAGCCAAGUUGUUGAUAAAUUCUCAAAUGGAAGAUGGAGAUUUCCCACAACAGGAGAUCACAGGAGUGUUCAUGAAGAACUGUAUGUUGCACUAUGCAGCUUACAGGAACAUUUAUCCACUGUGGGCUCUAGCCGAGUACAGGAAGCGAGUUCCUUUGCCUUCCUCCUCUCUCACCUACUAG